This is a messenger RNA of Trichoplax adhaerens, 1314 nucleotides long. RefSeq lists its product as uncharacterized. The coding region runs from base 1 to 1314 and encodes 437 amino acids. NCBI's taxonomy places the organism in Eukaryota, Metazoa, Placozoa, Uniplacotomia, Trichoplacea, Trichoplacidae. Gene Ontology annotation, molecular function: oxidoreductase activity. The transcript is spliced from 7 exons. Gene Ontology annotation, cellular component: cytoplasm. The record is from RefSeq and is a predicted model, not a curated record.
AUGGCUAGUCGUCUGCUACAUUCAUCCAUAAAAUCCUUAAACAAGUCGAUGUUGGCAAGAUGGGGAAAGCAUCUGUCAUCUUUACCUUCUGACCAAUUCGAUGUUGUCAUCGCUGGUGGUGGUAUUAUGGGCUUGACAACAGCAUACUUUUUAGCCAAGCGUAUCGAUCCAACCAAGAUAUGUGUUAUCGAGAGAGAUAAUAAGUAUGAAAAGGCCUCUACACCACUUUCUUGUGGCUCGAUACGCCAGCAAUUUUCCGUUCCUGAAAAUAUAAUGAUGUCCAAAUUUGGUUACGAUUUUAUUUCGAAAUGUAAUCAAUAUCUGAAAGUGGAAGACGAUGAUGAUCUUGAUAUCCAAUUUCGUAACGCCCCUUACGUCUAUCUCGUUGAUGAGAAUCGAGAGAAAUUAUUGCGUGAAAACUAUGAUGUUCAACGUUCCAUGGGAGCUGCAGUCAAACUAUUAUCCAAAAAGGAAUUAUCGCAAAUAUUUCCAUGGAUAAAUACGGAUGGUAUUGCUAUUGCUUCUCUAGGUCUCGAAAAUGAAGGUUCUUUUGAUCCCUAUUCAUUUUUACAAUGCAUGAGAAAAAAAGUUGUGGCAAUGUCAGUUCGAUAUUUGAAUGGAGAAGUUGUUGAUAUCAUGCGAAACCAGAAGGAAAUUGCAGGAAUCGAGGUGAAAAUGAACGAAGACAAUCACAAAGAAUCAAUAAAAUGUCGUUACUUAGUUAAUGCUUGUGGCCCAUGGGCUGGCCACAUUGCUUCAAUGGCUGGUAUCGGAAGUGAGAAAGAUGGAUUAAUGUCUGUAUCUUUGCCAGUUCAGCCAGCCAAAAGGUACGUGUACGUUUAUGAUUGUCCUACUGGACCAAAGUCAACGCCCGCAGUUACUGUUGAUUCAUCUGGCACAUAUUUCCGGCGUGAAUGUUCUGGCUACUAUAUAUGUGGACGUAGUCCAAGCGCUGAGCAAGAGCCGAAAUGCGAUAAUUUGGACUGCGAUUUCGAGUAUUUCUACGAUGAACUGUGGGAAUUCCUUGCUCAACGCGUACCAGCAUUUGAAUCUCUUAAGAUUGUUGGUGGUUGGGGUGGUUUCUACGAUUACAACACUGUAGACCAGAACGCUAUUAUUGGUGCUCAUCCUGUAUUGCAAAAUUUCUACUUUAUCAACGGAUUUAGUGGCCAUGGUAUUCAACAAAGCCCUGCCGCUGGACGUGCCAUUAGCGAAUUAAUUAUAGAUGGAAAAUUUACUUCCAUAGACCUAACGAGACUCGGAUUUGAUAGAAUUCUAAAGAAUUCACCAUUGAAUGAAACGAAUGUAAUUUAA